UUUGAAUCCAACCCCCCGCCCCUGAAGUUUUGACCCGAUAUAAGACAGGCUGACUGGACCUCUGCACCUUUGUGAAGACGUGUGAACUGGACGAUGAGGGCUGUUGUUGUUGGUUUGCUGCUGCUCGGUCUUUGUGGCUCAGGAGCUCAGGGGGAGGUCCAGCAGACGGAGACAAGAGAUGCAGGUGAGGAGACCACAAAGCAAACCACACCUGACAUCUGGGCGGAGGUGAGGGCUCUGAGGGACAUGGUGGUGGAGCUCAAGGUGGAGCUGAGGAACGUGGAGGCCACGGUGAAGGACAGCGAGAGCCAGGUGGUUGAACUGAAAGCUGAGCUGAUCGUCACCAAGAUGCAGGUGGAGCAGCUGCAGAGAGAGACUUCAGUCCAAGCUGCAGACCUGAUGUCGUUGGAAACUCGACUGACUGCCACCGAGAGCAAAACAAGUGACCUAGAAAAAGAGAAUGCAGUCCAAGCUGCAGACCUGAUGUCGUUGGAAACUCGACUGACUGCCACCGAGAGCAAAACAAGUGACCUAGAAAAAGAGAAUGCAGACUUGCAGACCAGACUGAGCAGCAGUGAGACUGAACUUCUCCUCAGCAAGUCCAGGAUCGAGCAGCUGGAGAGAGAAAAUGCAGUCCAAGCUGCAGACCUGAUGUCUUUGGAAACUCGACUGACUGCCACCGAGAGCAAAACAAGUGACCUAGAAAAAGAAAAUGCAGUCCAAGCUGCAGACCUGAUGUCGUUGGAAACUCGACUGACUGCCACCGAGAGCAAAACAAGUGACCUUGAAAAAGAGAAUGCAGACUUGCAGACCAGACUGAGCAGCAGUGAGUCCAGGAUCGAGCAGCUGGAGAGAGGAAAUGCAGAGAAACCGAAGGUGGCCUUUUACACAGCUCUGACUGAUGCAGGACACGUUGGACCAUUCAGCACAGACAUCACACUGAAAUACAGCAAAGUCUUCACCAACAUUGGAGAUGCUUACAAUCCUAAUACAGGUUUCUUCACAGCACCAGUCAGAGGCGUCUACUACCUCCAGUUCACUGCAUGUGGUUACCAAGCAGGUGCCAUGGGUGUAAUUGUGUUGAAGAACAACCAGAGGGUCAUGGGUAAUGGGCAGUGGAAGAAAGAUGCAGGUGCAGAAUUUGUCACUAACUCUGUUGUCUUGGAGCUGAUGGCAGGAGAUGAAAUCCACCUGGUUCUCCCAUCAAGUUAUUUUCUCUUUGACAACAGCGAUAACUACAGCACCUACAGUGGCGCCCUACUCUUCACACUGUGAGGAUGAUUUGUCACUAACAUUGUUGUCAUUGUUGGCUACACUGUGAUUUACUGCAUGUAUCUGCACCUGAUUUAUCUGUUGUGUCAUCACAUGAAAGCAACAUUCAAAUAAAUCACAGACUGUGAAAACAAUCGGAAAAUAA
Messenger RNA from Centropristis striata (black sea bass), 1417 nucleotides. RefSeq names its product peptidoglycan DL-endopeptidase CwlO-like. The record is from RefSeq and is a predicted model, not a curated record. Gene Ontology annotation, molecular function: protein binding. The transcript is spliced from 9 exons. NCBI's taxonomy places the organism in Eukaryota, Metazoa, Chordata, Actinopteri, Perciformes, Serranidae. Bases 94 to 1275 code for a protein of 393 amino acids.